UGUGUGUGUGUUGGAAGGGGGAAAGAGAUAAAGAGAGAGAGAAAGGGAGGGAGAGGCAAGCAGCGUCUCUUCUCCCCCCUUUAGCCUCCCCGUCUCCCUGCUCCCUGUCACUCCGUCCUUCCUCCCCCCUCCUGGACCACCCUCCAGCCCCGCUUCAAGCCGGACCGAGCCCCCCACCACCCGGACCGCCCCAGGACCCUUUGACUCUCCUCACUUCUCCAUCCCACCAACCACAACCUCUGUGACAACUGAGCAGGAAUUCCUCUCCUUUCCCCCCCGGAGUGUGGCUGAGAACAAGUCAACCACUGAAACUGCUCAGUAUCUGCAGAAUCCAGCUCCACACUUCAUUUGAUCUAAACACGUCACUGCUGGUCAGAUACAGCAAAAAGCUCAGAAGUCCCCCCAGUCUGCUGGAAGGCUGCCAGCCACAGGUCACAUGACCUGGAAGAGAAAACAUAGGAUACUUUUGGGAUCCCUCUUCGAAUGGGCUGGCAUUCAACCUGAAGAGAAGUCCAAAGGCUGAUGAACUGAUCUCCUGCUUGGUACACUGCUUGGUACCGCGCCUCACUCUGGUGUCCUAUAUGCCCUGAGAACACAGCACCCAGAGCAACUGUGGUGACUGGCUGGCUGGAAUACCAUCCCAUUCCUUCUCCCGCUGAGAACGUCCCAUUCCAGGACGGUGUUCUGGUCUCACCUCUCCUCACCACGCCCCCCGGCAUGGAGCCCACCAAAGUGCAGUCAGAGGGUGGCCUCAAUGUCACCCUUACCAUCCGCCUCCUCAUGCACGGCAAAGAAGUUGGAAGUAUAAUUGGAAAGAAAGGAGAAACAGUAAAAAAGAUGCGUGAAGAGAGCGGAGCACGAAUCAAUAUUUCCGAAGGCAACUGCCCUGAGAGGAUUGUUACCAUUACCGGCCCAACAGAUGCCAUCUUUAAGGCUUUUGCCAUGAUUGCCUACAAGUUUGAGGAGGACAUAAUCAAUUCCAUGAGCAACAGCCCAGCAACGAGCAAGCCCCCAGUCACGUUAAGGCUGGUAGUGCCAGCCAGCCAGUGUGGCUCCCUCAUAGGAAAAGGAGGCUCCAAGAUAAAAGAGAUGAGAGAGUCCACAGGGGCCCAGGUUCAGGUGGCAGGGGACAUGCUGCCCAACUCCACAGAGCGUGCAGUGACAAUCUCCGGGACCCCAGAAGCCAUCAUCCAGUGUGUCAAACAAAUCUGUGUGGUCAUGCUGGAGUCCCCACCAAAAGGUGCCACUAUUCCUUACCGCCCAAAGCCUGCCUCCACCCCCGUCAUUUUUUCAGGUGGCCAGGCUUACACAAUUCAGGGACAGUACGCCAUACCACAUCCAGAUCAGUUGACCAAGCUCCACCAGUUGGCUAUGCAGCAAACCCCCUUUACCCCUCUCGGACAGACCACCCCUGCUUUCCCUGGUUUGGAUGCCAGUCCUCCAGCCAGCACCCAUGAACUCACCAUUCCCAAUGAUCUAAUAGGCUGCAUAAUUGGACGACAGGGAACAAAAAUAAAUGAGAUUCGACAGAUGUCUGGGGCGCAGAUCAAAAUCGCUAACGCCAUGGAGGGCUCGUCAGAGCGCCAGAUCACCAUCACAGGGACUCCUGCUAACAUCAGCCUGGCCCAGUAUCUUAUCAAUGCCAGGUUCAGGGACGUGGCUGCCAUGUGGAAUGACCCCUCAUCCAUGACAACGUCCUGAAGUCACCCCAAAUCUGGUUCUGUUGUCAGAAGCAAACAGCAAAACCACCAUCUCACUAUUAACCCCUAUGUGUUCUUCCGUGGAACUUCCUUAGAUUUCCCCUGGAUUUCCAUAGCACUUGGCUACAAGCCUUUUUAGUGUUAGAGUAAUGGAGACGUAUAGAAAAGUCAAGCAAACAAAGGCAGAAUUUGCUUUAAGCUCUCAUAGCCAGUGUAUUGUUACAUAUUUAAAGCAUGCUUUAUUCCAGUAAUAUUGUGUUUCCUUUUCUCAUCACUAGGGUAGAUAAAUUUACCUAUUUAGUCCUGUUGUGUCUUUGUCUGGAAAGAGUAAAAUGAUAAAAAAAAAAUGGAAAAAAGAAAAAGCAAAGAAAAAAAAACCACAGGCCAGCUGACUGCCACUGAGCAAUGCUGUUAGAAGGAGGAGUUAUAUGAUGCCUCUGUCGGAGGGAUACAGCAAUGUCUGUGUUGAACAGAAGUGCAUUUCAUGACAUCAUCCAUUUUUUUCAUUCUGUCCACUGCAUGGCUGUAUAAGGAGGCUGUUGGUUAUAACAUUACGGUUAUGAUAUGGUAACGUUGCCAUGUUUUUCUUCGAGGUUAAGGGUCUUUUCCAUGAAGAGGUGCGAUGAAAGUACGUUGCAAAAUCUAUUGAGAGGUGACAGGUGUCUAGCACAAAGACCAGCCAUUGCUGCAUAACUUUCACUCUCAUGCGAAAGUUCCAGUUUCACAGUUGCUUUAUUUUGUCUAUCUUUUCCUCCCCCUUCCCCUGCUCCCUCCCCCUCCUCCCCCUCUUCCCUGAACUGUUCUAGGCUGACGUCUGAAGUCACUGGAAUGGGCACACUCUAAUUUCUACCCAUCUUCCCUCACUGCAUCACAUGACCCCUGAGCAAAUGGCAUUGCACCUAGUUUGUUUCUUUCUCUGUAUUUGAUUGUCCUGACUUUUAAGUGACUUCAACUUUUAUAAUUUCUAGUAUUUAUUGUAAACAUGUAUACCUGCACUGUUACUAGGAUUCUCCUAACCUGUCCAAAACCCUGUUAUUUCUGUUUGGAAGGAACACUUUACUUUUUUGACACUCUAGUACCUUUAAUAGCAUCUCAUGCAAGUCACUGCGACGUCAUUUUACCUCAUCUUUUUUAACAUAUUAGUUAAUUCUUCUUUUUGCACCGCAGGCACCUGAAAGUGGUUUGUUCCAACAACAGUUAUGAAGGAAUGCUGAAUAAAAAUUCAAAUUGCUAUCACACAGUUUUAAAUGAGGUUGUCACAUCACCAACCCAAUGUACCUUAAUAAAUAAUAUAUUGCCUAAUUUGUUUUAAUCAGAUAGGUCUCAGUUCUUAUCUCUGUAAUAUACCUGUGUCAGUGGAAUACUAAAUGAUGAUGUUAGACCAAACACUAAAUGCUAGUCUAUUUUCCAUUCAUUUCAUGACUGAUGAAUUAAGUGUUUUGCAUCGGUACACCACUGGGCACUGGGCUGCCUGUCUUUCUGAAUGCACUGUGCAGUAUAGUUUGUCCUGCAUAACGCACAAGACCCUACAACUGUCACUGCAUUUCAAAUUCAUUUUUAGUCUAUAGGGUAAACCUGAGAGAGACUUGUCAAAAUGAGCAGAAUAUACAGGGAACAGUCAAUUGAAGAUGUAGAUGCAUCACGCUGGGUGCAAUUUGAAAUGGCCUCAAGAAUACAGGCCAAUAAACAUCUCCUCUGAUGCAAAAAUAUCCAUCUUCACAGGUUUCAUUUGAGACCUGUCACAAACGUCUACUGAAAUGAAAAUAAGUCAUGUAAAUGACUGCAUCUAAGAGUGAAAUCCAAAUGCAUGCUAUUAAUCCACCCCCCUUUUAUUCAUCUACACUCUGCAAACAUUUAACUGUGUUAUUUAUGUCGCCACUGUGUCGCAGCUCCAUUUGAGCAGCACAGGCCACAUACAGUAGUGACGUUUGACAAAUGUCACGUGUAUAUUUGCACUCAUGUAUAGGCAUGAAUGUGGUCACAUAAAGCGCCCUGCGUUCAGUACCUAUUCAUCUGUGACGUAUUUUUGCUCGACUUCUUGAAUAUUAAUCUCAGAAUCCUGCACUGAAACCAAGAGAGCUGCAGUUUAUUUAAGGUUUCCAGACUGUCGAAAGAUCAGAAAAGCUCCUGAGAAGCGAGAUUGUUUGAAAUCAUUCACUGUUAUUUUUCAGCUUUCUUUCACACAAGCCUGUUACAAGGUUUGCAGGCAACAGACCAUUCAAAAUACAGCAAUGCACCAUGUUCCCACUGUCAGAAUCUUCAAAUAUAAGACAUUGGAAACAUAUUUUCCUCUGUUAGUACAUUUAAUGAGCCAACUGUUGGUUUCAUGGGCGAGGUCAUUUCAUCAAGCUAUUAACAAGUCUAAUCAUAUUUGCCUGAUUUUAUGAACCUAGAAAUAACCAUCUGCAGUAGCCCCGCCAUCUGACUGCUCCUUCUUCCCACCACCUUGUAUUUGGUUCAGCUGUUAGCUUGUCUCUCCUACAUGUGGGCACUGAGCCAGUGGCUCUGACACUGAAACUAAAGCCGAAUGUACAGGAUUUUCAAAGUUCAUUUUACUUCUGACAUUUCUGUGUCAUGCAUUUUCCUUGAUACCAUUAUCAAAAGAUUAUGAAGUUUUCAGAGUUAGGUUAAUUACUCUCAUUUUGCAGUCUGUUACGGAUUACUUUCUGAAGUGUAUUAGACUAGAUUACUCAGUUAUUUCAUGUAAUCUGAUUAUUUUCAUUGCUUUUGAUUUCAAAAUUGAUUGCAGAUGAAGUAAAUCAACAGCACUCUGAAAUGUCUGUGAUAGUAAGAAUGGAUUGCCUUAUUACUGCUACCAAACAUUAGUUCAAGAUGUAUAAAAUGAUCUAUUAUCUAUUUAUAUCUAUAAGUAUAAAAAUCAGAUCACUUUUUUUUUUUUCUCUGCAGACAUGGUUCUGAGUAAUCAAACUAGUGAUUUUUUUUUUUUUCAUGCAUCUUUAAUCUGAUGGUUUGG
Myripristis murdjan (pinecone soldierfish) is the source of this 4674-nucleotide messenger RNA. It is a transcript of the gene pcbp3, whose product is annotated as poly(rC) binding protein 3. Lineage: Eukaryota; Metazoa; Chordata; Actinopteri; Holocentriformes; Holocentridae. The record is from RefSeq and is a predicted model, not a curated record. Gene Ontology annotation, molecular function: RNA binding. The transcript has 17 exons. Bases 718 to 1701 code for a protein of 327 amino acids.